Messenger RNA from Pimephales promelas (fathead minnow), 1627 nucleotides. RefSeq names its product dynein regulatory complex subunit 11 (gene drc11). NCBI's taxonomy places the organism in Eukaryota, Metazoa, Chordata, Actinopteri, Cypriniformes, Leuciscidae. Gene Ontology annotation, molecular function: ATP binding; protein binding; ATP hydrolysis activity. The record is from RefSeq and is a predicted model, not a curated record.
GCUUUGAUCUCGUUGCCAUAGCUGUCAGAAGCUCAGCGCAAACCGCAGCCUGUCUGGCGCGAGACUCGUCCAACUCUAGUUAAAAAUGGUUAACUAAUGAAUAAUCAAGACUUACUGCUUGGAUGCCUUACUUCGCUUCGCUUAACUAUUUUAGUUUCGAAAGCAGCGGCUUGCAAUUAUGUUUUCCCACUGAUAUUCAAAUAGCCUACAGCACGUUCUAAACUAAACUCUGUAGCGCGUGGAAUCACUAAAGAUGUCGCAGAGUUCUUAUGGCCGAAUGUGGGAUGCUGCUCAGGGAGCUUUGGAGUACCUUUUGGAGGAUGAAUAUCCCACAAUGCAACUCCAUCCUCAAAAGGACCGCAUGCAGGUUUUUCAGACAUUGGCCACUUUCUAUCUGCGCUACCUGAAGAUAUUCCGUGCCCUGGAGGAGGUUUACGAUCAGCUUGUUCACCCCCAGAAGAGACGGGUUGUGCGCCAGGUUCUUGAAGGGGUGAUGGGACGACUUGUAGAGCUGAAGAAUGAGAUGGUGGAGCUGGAGUUCUCAGAGUUUCACUACUUUGAUGACAUAUUGCAGGACUUCAAAAUGACACCUGAGGAUCUUGAGGUGCCUAUCCCACGCUAUUUUGUGAGGGAGAAGAUGAGGGCACUGAAAGAGAGGGAGAAGAUGUUGGCCCAUAUUUUGGCUAAAGGAGGAUGUCAGGAAGAUAAAACUCAGGUGCCAGUUUCGUCCAUGUCUAUAGAGCGGGCAAUUUGGCUGCUACAGGUCAGUGAGCGAGCACGGCAGGGAAGACUGAGAGCUCGCUUCAUGAAGGCGAUUCUGCAGGAUGAACAAAGAAGACUUCAGAGUUCAAGCUCUAGCAUAUUGGACCCUGACCGUGCAGCCACCUGCAUUCAGAAGGUUUGGCGGGGUUACCGAGACAGGAGGAGGGUCAAAAAGGAGUAUCUAGAGGAGAUGAUAUUUUUGGGAAUGAUACCAGCCCAGCAACCAACACCUACCCCUGCCCAAUUGCAUGCCCAUCAGCUGGAAAGUAGGAGGCAUGGGAUGCAGGAGGAGCAUGAGGCUGAGUACCAGAGGGCACUUGUCAACAUCAAAGAGUCAGUGCAAUGUGUGGAUGGCCCAGAUAUUAAAGAAAGCCUGCAAGAACAAAUAAGGCAGUGGUUUAUUGAGUGUCGAGAUGCCACUGGGAAGUUCCCUGACUUUCCAAGCCCUGAAGAUGGAGGAUCUGCUUCCAUAUUUGCCCAGAAGACUCCAGAGCAGGUUGCUGCUGAAUUUGCUGCUAAGGAAGAAGAGAGGAAGAAGAAGAAAAAAUCGAAAGAAGAUAAGGACAAAAAGGGGAAUGACCGCAAAAAAAAGAAAGAGAAAAAAGGGAAGAUGAAAGGAAAAAAGGGGAAAGGAGAUACAGAGGAAGAAGAGAAGGGAUGGAAGAUGACUCCCAGUAAUUUCCUUCCUACUGUAGUCGAGGGUGCCAAACUGUACAAAGACGUUUGGCAUUGCCGAGAUGAAAAACAGAACUUCAUUCAAAGUUUCGAUGCUCAGUUGGUGCGAGAGGAGAAGAGAUUGGAAGUUGAAGAGGAGCUCAGAGUUCAGGUGGACGAGCUGAUGAGGCAGGAACUGAAGAAACCUUAA